Molecule: messenger RNA, 1007 nt
Organism: Pisolithus orientalis
Lineage: Eukaryota; Fungi; Basidiomycota; Agaricomycetes; Boletales; Pisolithaceae
Product: ribosomal protein S5 domain 2-type protein
Exons: 2
Coding region: 54-758 (234 amino acids)
Biological process (GO): rRNA catabolic process; poly(A)-dependent snoRNA 3'-end processing; nuclear mRNA surveillance
Cellular component (GO): nucleolus; nuclear exosome (RNase complex); cytoplasmic exosome (RNase complex)
Source: RefSeq, a predicted model, not a curated record
AGGUUAACCCUAACCCUAACAUGGGAGUUGUGAUUUGACUUCAUCCAUCAUCAAUGGCCCAUGGCUCCCUCCGUCCCAUCAAAAUCUUGUUCGAUUCUCUUGCAGGUGUAGACGGAUCAGCCCGUUUUUCUUUUGGGGAUACUUGCACAGCACUCGCAUCCGUGAGUGGCCCAAUCGCAGCACGACCAGCAUCCGAACAUCCGGCUCGCGCGACAGUCGAAGUACACGUGCGCCCACUCUCCUCCGUGCCCGGAACCGCAGAAAAAUUACUAGGCUCUGCAUUCAAAGGAAUAAUAGAGAGUGCAUGCCUUCUUGGCCAGCAUCCACGCACCCUCAUUCAAGUCGUUGUCCAGGCGUUAUCGCAGCCGAGUAGCGCGCUCGUGGCGGCUAAAAUCAAUGCGUGCAGCCUCGCGCUUGUUAAUGCAGGCUCAAUACCCAUGAGAGGGGUCGUGUGCGCUGUGGUAGUGGGCCUGAGAAUGGACGGAAACAAGACAGAGUUUAUCCUCGAUCCUGAGGACGAGACGCGGCUAGAUGGCACAUUCUGCUUCGCGUUGUUGUUCGGAAUUACAUCGAGGUCGUUUCAGGGAAAAAUACCACCAUCGGAGGUCGUGUGGAUGAACUCUCGAACUUACAACGGGACCUCAAUAUCCUUGGAUACACACAAGUUCAAACUAGCUACGGAGCUUGCGCGCACGGGUGCGACCGAGGUGUGGUUACGGAUGAGAGAAAGCCUAGGGUGGCUUUCCAUCAGCCGUUGACGGGGAGGAAGAGAUGGAGGUCUAGCUUAGAGGCUGCAUUUGUUAUCUACUUCAGUGUGUGACUAGUGAUGCUGUUCAUGGAGCUGGAUAUUGCACAACAAGCCAGCACGGUGGGAGCCGCAAAAUUAAAACUCCUGACCUACGUAAUGACUGAUGCGCGUUAUAUUAUGUCCUACGACCUUUUUGAAGACAGGUCAGGUAAUUAUAGAGAAGGUUACAUCUGCAAGUUAUCCAAUACCCUCUGAACAG